GCUCUCCCAGUUUAUUCUUGUGCGCACUCAACGGACCAAAGAAUGAGGCGAACAAUGGGCAGGACGAACAUUUGGAUUAAUUCUAUCUGAAUGCGAAACUUUUUUUUCGAAAAAUGAGCUGGCUGUUAGGUCGAUGGAUUAUUUUUUGUAUAACAGUCUGUGUGUGUGCGGGGGUGCAGGUGACGGUUCGGGAGAAGAGGCGUUUCGCCAUGCUCUUCCAGUCGGUGGUACUCGAGUGCCAGUACCAUACGCCUUCCUCCCAGACCCCUGUGGUGCAAUGGUGGUACAAAUCCUACUGCCGCGACCGCACACGAGACUCCUUCACUUUUCCCGAAAGCUUUGGGGUCCAGGGGCCCGAGUUGGGUGCCGCAGGCCACCUGGAGUGCUCCGACAGCAGCCGCACCGUCCGCAUCGUAGCGUCCGGCCAGGGAACCUCCAUGACGCUGGCUGAGCACUACAAGGGCCGAGACAUCGCCAUUGUCAACAAGGCGGACCUGCGGAUCGGGAAGCUGCAGUGGGGCGACAGCGGAGUGUACUUCUGUAAGAUCGUCAUCGCCGACGACCUGGAGGGGAAGAACGAGGGCCAGGUGGAGGUACUGGUGCUGGGUAGGACAGGUGUGCUGGACGAUCUCCUGCCAGAGUUUGAUGUGGAGAUUAUACCAGAGUGGACGUUUGUGGGAUCUGUAGUCCUGGGCAGUAUCUUGUUCCUUUUGUUGAUGGGGAUCUGCUGGUGUCAGUGCUGCCCUCACUCCUGCUGCUGCUACCUCCGCUGCUGCUGCUGCCCCGACACCUGCUGCUGCCCACGUCACCUCUAUGAGGCAGGGAAGAUGGCAAAGAGUGGCCAGCCCCCCCAGAUUGCUGUGUACCCCCCCUACUAUAUUCCUGGGGUCCCCACCAUGGUCCCCUUUGCCCCUCCGUCCCUCGCGGACCCUAAGAUGCUCUCCUUCCCCUCAGUGGAGAAGAACCUAGCUGGGGUACGCAGUGGCUAUCGUCUCCAGCCCAGUCACAGUCAGAACUCUAUGAAGGUUCUGUACUACGUGGAGAAGGAGCUGGGACAGUUUCCCUCUGCCAAGAUGGCUCCUCCACAAUCAGCCAGUAGCCUAUCAGAGCUCAGCUCUCUGCAUGAGGGAGGGGACACGGAUUUCCGGCAAACCUAUCGGACAGUCCAGAUGAAAGCUCUCCCGCCCAUCGCCGACCUAGAUGACCAAUCAGAACUCAUGGCAGCUCCCGUGCACAACAGUCGUCGACCCAGGCAUUACCGUGGCAACAACACGGAUGACGAACAAAACAGCAGGUGGAACCCUCGCUCUGUGCACCUGGAGAGGAAGACAUUGGGCACCAGGGGGCGUACCGGCUCUCUGGAUGAGUUGGAGGAGUUUUCUAUGUCCUACGGCCCCCGUGUCUGGAGGGGCGAGCCCCGAGACCAGGACACGGACUACGACCUGGCGCUACGGGUGCGAGAGCACUACCCUCCCUACUGGGACCACAGACCCCCUCGCCGUUUUCAUGGAGACCGGGACAACAACAGGCACCCCCGCUGCAGCCCCCCUCCCUCGCCGCAGAAGAAGAGGAGGGACACGUGGGAUGGCGAUCGCGAUCCCCCCCACCAGCACACCCAUGGGGAGAGGGGUUACGAUUACACUUUUCUCAAUGACCUAUUGGAGCAUAAGGCGAGGGGGAGGGCAGGGGAGAGGGGCGAGAGAGGAAAGGGGCGGGCUGACGAGGAUAGUGACACUCCUUCCAAGGCCAGUUCGAAGGGCAAGGGCAGUGAUGGUUUCUAUAGACAGUCAUCUAGCAACCGGCCCGAGGAUGAGGACUCUUUACCUCCGUACUCAGAGCAGAAGGUGGAAAGGUAUCAGACGAUCAACCCAACCGCUGAACGUAGCCGCACGGUCGAACCGCCCUCAGAACGGUACCGGUCCACUGACCCGUCCAUGCAACCGUUCUCCUACACCCGUCCCCCUAAAGGACUAGCACACACCGUACAGGGGUACCGAGAGGAUAGGGACAAGAACCGAAAUAUGACCCCUGCUCUGAGCAGAGACUCUCUCGUAGUUUGAUACACCAGAGAGAACCCAAGCCCGUGCCUGCACAGCACUGCACUGCCAAUAUUGAGAAUCACACGUCACUCACUUAAAACAUCAUGCAUCCCUUAAAAUAUCAUGCAUCAGCUUGGUAGAGACUAACUGCACAUCAGGCAUCAACCACAUGGAGAGAGGCGUACCCAAUAGAAGGCUUCUUUCCACAGAAGGAGUGGAAGGCACCUUGCAGGGAUCAUGAAAAGACAAUGGAAUGUGCAUUGUUUAUGCAUGAAUUGAGGAACAUUUGGAAAAUAUUAUUGUAUGUGUGUUAGGCGUGCACGCAUAUAUACCAUUUGAAUGGGUAUGUAUGGGUGCAGCGUGUGUGUAUGUGCACCGUUUGCCCAUAUUCAGGUUAAUCUGUCAUCUCAAACCAAGCAUUCUACAGAGCAGUCCCCCUCUCUCACCUACACAGCAUGGUUACAGUUCCCAUAAAGUUACCCUGACAACAAUGAUGCAAUUAGGGCUAUUUGUAUGUAUCGAUGGGUAUUAUUAGGUGUGGGGGAGAGUUGGGACAAGGGGUUAGAAUAAAGGUAGGUAAAGAAGUAAUCAAAGAAACUUAAUAGGAUCAUUAUGUGUGUAAAAGUGCUGGAUUGUCUCAGAAAUUAUCUAUAUUCACCAAUUGGUCAUUAUAAUUAUACCUCCAAUACCCCAUGCCAACAAUGUUAUCACGCUAUAGGAAACACAAAAUAGGUGUCAAUUGGGCCUAUAAAAUGGCAACUCAGGUUCACCUGUCUUCAUUGUGUGUGUGUGUGUCAUAUACUGUACCUACUGAGCUUGAAUUUGUAUUACAGAUUUGCAACUGAACUGUAAUGCUAUUCUGUAUUAGCCCACAGUAUUGAACUGUGGUUUGAAACUGCCAUUCAGCCAGAGCAGACAUUUGUGUUCCACUUGUUUGACAUGGAUGAUUUUGAUAAACACCUGUUGCAUAUCUUA
This is a messenger RNA of Oncorhynchus tshawytscha (Chinook salmon), 3014 nucleotides long. It is a transcript of the gene ildr2, whose product is annotated as immunoglobulin-like domain containing receptor 2. NCBI's taxonomy places the organism in Eukaryota, Metazoa, Chordata, Actinopteri, Salmoniformes, Salmonidae. Gene Ontology annotation, cellular component: membrane. The record is from RefSeq and is a predicted model, not a curated record. Gene Ontology annotation, biological process: pancreas development. The transcript is spliced from 10 exons. The coding region runs from base 114 to 2060 and encodes 648 amino acids.